AUGGUGGCCAAGGACUAUCCCUUUUACCUCUCCGUCAAGAGAGCAAACUGUGCCCUGGAAGUGCAGCCGGUGACCAGCCCAGCUAAAGAGACGGAGGAGCCCAGUAACAAACGGGUGAAGCCACUUUCCAGAGUCACAUCACUGGCGAGUCUCAUUCCUCCUGUGCGAGCCACUCAAAAAAGGUUCAGCCAGACACUUCAGCGUUCUAUCAGUUUCCGUAGCGAGAGUCGCCCAGACCUGUUCAGUCCACGAUCAUGGUCUCGAAAUAUGCCCCCUGCUAACACAAAGCGGAGAGACAGCAAACUGUGGAGCGAGACCUUUGAUGUUUGUGUCAAUCACAUGCUUACAUCUAAAGAAAUCAAGCGUCAAGAGGCUAUCUUUGAGCUUGCCCAGGGAGAAGAAGACUUGAUAGAAGAUCUGAAGUUAGCAAAAAAGGCUUACCAUGACCCAAUGCUUAAACUUUCCAUAAUGACAGAGCAAGAGCUGAACCAAAUUUUUGGAACAUUGGACUCUCUAAUUCCUCUGCAUGAAGAUCUUCUUAGGCGACUUCAAGAAGUCAGGAAACCUGAUGGAUCAACAGAACAUGUUGGCCAUAUCCUUGUGGGUUGG
Molecule: messenger RNA, 609 nt
Organism: Nestor notabilis (Kea)
Lineage: Eukaryota; Metazoa; Chordata; Aves; Psittaciformes; Psittacidae
Product: rho guanine nucleotide exchange factor 3-like
Biological process (GO): positive regulation of Rho protein signal transduction
Molecular function (GO): guanyl-nucleotide exchange factor activity
Source: RefSeq, a predicted model, not a curated record